UUUGAACUAAAAAUAAGGGCCCUAGCUCAUUUUUCUUGUGGCUUUUAGGGUUUUGGGGUGUUAGGUGGCAUCCAAGAAGUUUCUCGAUUCGAUCGUGUUUUUGGACGAUCGGGAAAUCUGGGAGAGAAGGUUAGAUAGAGUAAGUUGGCUCGUGUUUUCUGCCUAACCCUGAAACUUUCCAGGAAUUUAAGAGAGGAGAUUCCUACUCUGAAUUUCAUUGGGAUUAUAUUGUUUUAGGGGUAGGGUUUCGGUUUCGUCCAGAAAGGUUUCUGUGUUCCUUAACUCAGAGGAGUAACUCUACUGUGGAUGCAUUAAGAGUGAUGAGAAUUUUUUUAAUUUGUGGCGCUAGUGAUCUGGUUCUCUACAAUAGAAGUGUUCAACAAAAGUUGUUCUAUUUAAGAGGGUAAGAUGUCAUCAUCCUAUUUUUCAAGACUGAGAAAGGCAGUUCACCAUGGGAUCCAAAGAUCAACCAUCGGGCAAGGAGGUGGGCUCCAAGACUCGGUGGAGGUUCUACUUUGGCGAGGAAAACUGUUGUUUGGGAACUCUAGGUUGUUUCAUUCUAAACCAUUUUCAAGCUUAUCAGACCUGCAUGUAUUAUUACACCCUGGCACUGAUUUUGUGGCAAGAUCAGAUUCACAUUUAGCAAAUCAAAGAAGGACUCUUUCUGUUGUUGGAACACUUUCUCGCGCAUUCUCCAUUCCAUCCGUGUCUGGCCCUUCAUUGCAGGCUUGUGCAUAUCACGUCGAUUCUGCACUCUCUAAGCCAGGCGUCUUUUCCUAUGUGUCUCAUAAGACACCUAUGGCUGCUUGUAGUCCCAGAGCAGUGUUAGGUGAUUGCCACUUAGAUAAUUUUAUUUCAAGGCGUGUGCAUCUCCCAAUGUCUAUAAAAAAUGGUAGUAAUUUUCAUGGCAAUAGAGGUUUCAAUAGCUGCAGAAAGGCUAGCAUGAGCUUAACAAUUCAAGAGCAGUCCAAUAAUUGUUUGCUUUAUGGAUAUUUCAUAUACAAUGCUGCAAAGAGGAGAAGCAAUUAUAAUCCAUAUAUUUUUUCUGGAUUGAGAGAUUUCCAUGGAUCAUUCUCUGCAUGUUACUCUGCUGGAACUGCACCCGAUAUGUCAUUUCACAAUUCUCAACUUGAGGAACAGCUUGCAAAUUCUUCGGUUUCUUCUGAACAGAACAUCCAAUCGGACAGAACCUUGAAAUUUCUAUCAGGGUCAUGUUACCUGCCCCAUCCUGACAAAGAAGAAACUGGUGGUGAGGAUGCUCACUUCAUUUGUAUUGAUGAACAUGCCAUAGGUGUGGCAGAUGGUGUUGGUGGCUGGGCAGAUCUUGGUGUUGAUUCAGGGCAGUAUGCACGAGAACUCAUGUCUAAUUCAGUAACUGCAAUCCAAGAGGAGCCUAAGGGUUCUGUGGACCCAGCUAGGGUUUUGGAGAAAGCUCACUUUAGCACAAAAGCUAAAGGGUCCUCAACAGCAUGCAUUAUAGCCCUCACAGAGCAGGGUCUCCAUGCCAUUAAUUUAGGGGACAGUGGAUUCAUAGUGAUUAGAGAUGGAUGUACUGUCUUCCGGUCCCCAGUACAGCAGCAUGAUUUCAAUUUCACCUAUCAACUAGAGAGUGGAAAUGGUGGUGAUUUACCUAGCUCUGGUCAGGUUUUUACAAUUCCUGUUGCUCCAGGAGAUGUUGUAAUUGCUGGCACAGAUGGAUUGUUUGAUAAUCUGUACAAUAAUGAGGUUAUCGCAGUGGUGGUUCAUGCCACUAGAGCCAGUUUAGGGCCUCAGGUGACAGCUCAGAAGAUUGCAGCAUUAGCACGCCAACGAGCACAGGACAAAAACCGGCAGACACCUUUCUCCACUGCUGCCCAAGAUGCUGGGAUCCGUUAUUAUGGUGGCAAGCUUGAUGAUAUCACUGUCGUUGUUUCCUAUAUUACCAGUUACAGUAAUGUAUGACUCUCUCCCUCUCAUACUCACAUAUUUACAUUCUAGGCUUUCCUGUCCAAUCCUUUGUAGAAAGAAAUUCUCCUCUUUUGCAGUUCAAGAGCUAUCUCCUCCAUUGUUAAAAUGGUGAAUACGCAUUUCUGAUAUUAGAUUGAAUUUUCUUCCUAGCUGUCCCCUAUACCUUUCGGCCUUGUGUAGUCCAUUAUGUUACUUUUUAUCUUAAAGAAGUGAGCUCUUUUUCUAAGAAAGAAAAAGGCUAUGACAUCUCCUUAUGACCUGUUAUUUACACAUGCCUACCUGUAUUACCACCUCAGUAUUCUGUGUUCUAGCCUAGUCCCACUGCCUUUGUUGGCACUGUUUUUUAUUUAGUACUCCAUACACAAUCCUGGACAGUCGGUCAAGGACACAACAGUAUGUGCACUCAUUGUAUUGGACAUGGAUGAAACAGUAGGUGUGGUCUUUGUUGUAAGUUUUCCUCGCUAAUAGAUUAACUCUUAAGGACUGCUCCUA
This is a messenger RNA of Vitis riparia (riverbank grape), 2439 nucleotides long. Its product is annotated as probable protein phosphatase 2C 55. The transcript has 5 exons. NCBI's taxonomy places the organism in Eukaryota, Viridiplantae, Streptophyta, Magnoliopsida, Vitales, Vitaceae. The record is from RefSeq and is a predicted model, not a curated record. Bases 409 to 1941 code for a protein of 510 amino acids.